Myxozyma melibiosi is the source of this 648-nucleotide messenger RNA. Its product is annotated as GTP-binding nuclear protein GSP1/Ran. Gene Ontology annotation, molecular function: GTPase activity; GTP binding. Gene Ontology annotation, cellular component: cytoplasm; nucleus. The record is from RefSeq and is a predicted model, not a curated record. Lineage: Eukaryota; Fungi; Ascomycota; Lipomycetes; Lipomycetales; Lipomycetaceae. Gene Ontology annotation, biological process: protein import into nucleus; ribosomal subunit export from nucleus. Bases 1 to 648 code for a protein of 215 amino acids. The transcript has 4 exons.
AUGGCUGAGCAGCAGGUUCCUACCUUCAAGCUUGUCCUUGUCGGUGACGGUGGUACUGGAAAGACCACUUUCGUCAAGCGCCAUUUGACUGGCGAGUUCGAGAAGAAGUACAACGCCACCCUCGGUGUCGAGGUCCAUCCUCUCGCUUUCUUCACCAACUACGGUGAGAUCAAGUUUGAUGUCUGGGAUACUGCCGGUCAGGAGAAGUUCGGUGGUCUUCGUGACGGAUACUACAUCAACGGUCAGUGCGGUAUCAUCAUGUUCGAUGUUACCUCCCGUAUCACCUACAAGAACGUCCCCAACUGGCAUCGGGAUCUCGUCCGAGUUUGCGAGAACAUUCCCAUCGUCCUCUGCGGUAACAAGGUCGAUGUGAAGGAGCGUAAGGUCAAGGCCAAGACCAUCACUUUCCACCGAAAGAAGAACCUCCAGUACUACGAUAUCUCUGCCAAGUCCAACUACAACUUCGAGAAGCCGUUCUUGUGGCUCGCCAGGAAAUUGGUCGGCAACCCCGCUCUGGAGUUUGUUGCCUCGCCCGCUCUCGCUCCCCCUGAGGUCGAGGUUGACGAUGCUUUGAUGAACAAGUACCAGGCCGAGAUGGAGCAGGCUUCCGCUAUGCCUCUUCCUGAUGAGGAUGACGCUGACUUGUAA